Clarias gariepinus (North African catfish) is the source of this 1413-nucleotide messenger RNA. RefSeq names its product high affinity cGMP-specific 3',5'-cyclic phosphodiesterase 9A. NCBI's taxonomy places the organism in Eukaryota, Metazoa, Chordata, Actinopteri, Siluriformes, Clariidae. Gene Ontology annotation, molecular function: 3',5'-cyclic-GMP phosphodiesterase activity. The transcript is spliced from 11 exons. Gene Ontology annotation, biological process: cGMP catabolic process. The record is from RefSeq and is a predicted model, not a curated record. Bases 34 to 1272 code for a protein of 412 amino acids.
GAAUCGGGCAAGACCCCAGCUGUUGUUUAUGAGAUGAAGCAACAGGUGGAGUCAUUCAGGGAAAAACUAGAGAGUGUAGAGCACCUGAGCUGGCUGGGUCUGUUCAAGGAAAUGUCCGAGGGCACUUACAAACCCUCUCCAUUCUACCACAAGAGAACCUUGCGUAAGACACGUGAAGAGUGUGAGCAUGUCAAGGAAAAGUUUUUCCACAUGAGUUCACUGGAGGUCUCUGAGGAAGUGAGGCAAUACCUAAAGACACCAACCUUCGACAACUGGCAAUGGGAAGAUUCUGAGAUCAUGGUGCUGCUUCAGGUGAUGUACACAGACCUGGACUUUAUCUCAACCUUUAACAUAGAGUUGGAUGUGCUCCAGCAUUUCCUCUAUGAAGUCUACAAGCGCUACAACAACAUACCUUUUCACAACUUUAAGCACUGCUUCUGCGUCACCCAAAUGAUGUAUGGCCUCAUAUGGCUAACAGAUCUGAGAGCUAAAAUAGAUAGCAUUGACCUUUUAAUCAUGCUGACCUCAGCUGUGUGCCAUGAUCUAGACCACACCGGUUACAACAAUGCCUACCAGAUUAAUGCUCGUACUGAACUUGCCUUAAGAUACAAUGACAUUUCUCCCUUGGAAAAUCAUCACUGUGCGGUAGCAUUUGAGAUCUUGGAAAAGACUGAAAGCAACAUUUUCCGGAAUUUAACAACAGACCAAUACAAGAGAAUACGAGAGGGCAUCAUUAAGUGUAUCCUGGCCACUGAUAUGAGCAGGCACACCGAGAUCCUCAACAAAUUUAAAGCCAUUCUGCCUGUGUUUGACUUCAGCAACAAGGAUAACAGGGAUGUGCUGAUGAUGAUUAUGAUCAAAGUAAGUGACAUCUCUAAUGAAGCAAGGCCCAUGGAAGUGGCAGAGCCAUGGCUAGACUGCUUAUUGCAGGAGUUUUUCAACCAGAGUGACAUGGAGAAGCUGGAAGGACUUCCUGUCACGCCAUUUAUGGACCGGGAUAAGGUGACUAAACCUUCCUCUCAGACUGGCUUCAUUCGCUUUGUGCUAUUCCCGCUGUUCAUCGAGCUAGCUAAUCUCUUUCCCUGUCUUGAGCAACAUAUCAUUGAUCCAGUGAAGAAAGCCCUGGACUACUACACCGAGAUGGAGAAAGCAUUAGAAAGAGAGAAACAGAAUCGAACCCAGAGUUCUAAAGUGCCUAAAGAGACACACACACAACACAAUUCUGACCUUUCACUAAAGCCUUCAUGGACACUGAAACCCAGCUCUGUGUAAUGACAACACACUGGCUGUUUUGUAGAAGUGGGAGGGAACGCUAUAAUUUUACCAAAUAAUUGGAUUCCUUUGAAAACAUUACAAAAAACAGGUAAUACAUAAAAAAAAAUAGUUUUAGUAGUAUUUGGGUCAAUCCCCUUA